Molecule: messenger RNA, 2343 nt
Organism: Linnemannia hyalina
Lineage: Eukaryota; Fungi; Mortierellomycota; Mortierellomycetes; Mortierellales; Mortierellaceae
Source: the annotation of a GenBank genome assembly
AUGGACACCGACAAAGUCUCGGCCGCAAUGGGCAACUACAUGCUGCAGGGUUGGGCCAUGCUGAAUGAUGGUUGUCCGGACUGCAAUACACCGUUGAUGCGCAACCGUGAAGCAACAAGUCAGAUCUGCGUCAACUGUCAACUCAACCCCCCUGUCGACCCCGAGGAAGUCUCAACUACAACUACUACCACUACAGAAACAACAGCACCAGGACCAGCAUCUUCCCCAGCACAAGCAACAACUCUCCCGCCUCCCCCACCUGCAGUUACAGUUGCGGCCAUGACAACACCUGCUCCCACCUCUGCCCUUCCUUCCCUCCCUUCGACCCCUGCCCCAGGACCCUUCCGCCCUCCCUCGCCUCAAAAUCACCGAUCUUCGACUUUGGAUCCCAUGCUUGAAGCACGUCGCGCACUUCGUCCCGUUGGCGCCAGGAGCAUUGGAGGUGCUCCUCCUCAACCUCCCUCGACUCCCCCCCCUCGCGCAACAACCCCUCUGCCAAUGCCUCCCGGAACCCCUCCUCCUCCUCCCACUGGAGCAAAGACUACAUCCGGACCAUUGGGUCUCAAACCCGCUAAUAUCCCUAGACCUCCAGGUCCUCCACCACCUGCACCCUCAACCGCUCCCCCUGCCCUGCCUCUGUCCCCUCCCCCACCAGCUGGGACUCUGCUUCCUACACUUGUGCCAAGAGACAUAAAGCGUUCGCCUCAGAGCUCAGUCAUCCUCUCGGGCCCCAUUCUACCACCCUCAACUCCUCCACCUCCCCCACCCUCAGCAAUCACGUCGGGACCUCUUCCCAGCCCUCCUACUGGUCCAGUUCCUCCCGUUGCCACUGAAUCAGUCGUAACCGAGGUCUUGGAACCCCUUGCUACGACUGCUCCACAAAAGGAUCAGGAGACUGCUGCUGCCACCACCGAGGAGCCAGUUGAGGAACAAGAGCAACACAGCGAGGAGAUCGAGAGCGAGGUCACUGUCGAGGCUUUCGAAGUAGAUGAGCCUGACGCAGACACCCAGAGCCUUUUGGAGAUCGAACAACCAACUGAGACUGCUCAGGAGCAGCCUCAGGGACCAGUUCAAGAACAGGAGCAGCCUCCGGUCCAAACUCAAGAACAAGAAGAGAAACAAGAAGAUGAGCAGCAACAACAACAGGAGGCAACUCAGGAGCAACCUCUCGAGCAGGCUCAGGAAGCUGAAGACGAGGAGGAUGAUGUAGACGACGGCGACAAGACUGGUGUCGAAAGCGACGAUGAUUUCGAGGAUGCCGAGGAGGAAGUGUUCAAGCCCUCGGAGGACGAAGUCAAGGAGCGCGAGUCCAAGCGCGAGCAGAGCGAGCGUGCUUCCCGUCUGAUCGGUCAAAAGAUGCUUCAAGGAUGGGCCAUGUUGCAAGACCCCUGCCCCAACCUCUCCUGCCACGGUGUACCUUUGUUGAGAAACCGUGAAAAGAAAGAGUACUGUGUGGUGUGCGACAACUACUUUCAGCGUGAACAAGAUCUCGAGCAUGGAAAGUACACGAUCGUCGCACCUGAGCCCGUCUCGGCACCAUUGCCUCCUCUCCCACCAGCACCUACCUCCUUGCCUCCUCCUCCCCAGACGCCUUCGCCUGCCCUCCCACCACAACACCAGGCUGUCACUUCAGUGACAUCUCCCAGUAUUAGGGCAUCAUCUCCUUUGGCCAGCCCUUCGUUCGGUCGCAGCCGGCGCGAUUCUGCUGGAAGAGUCUCUGGUUCUAUUAUUCUCCCGCCUGCUGCCCCUAUGCCCUCCAGCCUCGCAUCUGCCAGCCAGCAGAUUCUCGGCAAGCACCUCAGCGAAGAUCUUGAUAAGCUGGCAUCAGAGGAUGAAGAGGCGCGCAAACAUAUUCAGAUUAUCCGUAAGGGAGGAGAGUACUCGAGCAGAUCGCUCCCACCAGUUCCUUCAGGACCAGCCCCACCAGCAGGAUCGCGCCCCACAUCGACCUACUCGACCUCUUCAGAAUACCAUCCCUCCGAGGGUGAACGUCCAGAGUUGAAGAAUAUUCGCCCUCCUCGCUACAACAAUCCUAAUUACCAUGCUAAUGGAGCCAGUCACCUUCAUCAACAGCAGCAGCAACACGCGUCUAUGAACGGAACUGGAUCUGAACAACAACAACAAUUACACAACGGACCUGCUCCACCACCACCAGCACCACUCUCGCCUGAGGUGCAGGCACUUGUGGCGGCAACACACAAGACUAUGGCGACGAUCUUGGUCAAACUAGAGGCAUAUCGCCUUGCUUUGGAGGUCGCUGAGAGUCCCAAGGAGUGCCAGGCGUUGACUGCCCAGAUCAAGGGUCUUAUGGAGUGCUUAAAGGCCUGCCGCGAGACUCUUUAA